AUGACCUCGUUCGACAGUGUGCCUCCUGACACAGCGGCGAUCACCCCUGUGGCAGCGUCGGUCUUUCGCUACGUGCAGACUGUGGCGCCGUCAGCGCUGCACGUCUUCGCUCUUGUUGUGUACGUAAUUAUUAUGAUCUGCGCCAGCCACGUUCAUCCGCGCGUCGUUAACACCACGCUCACGGUUGUGAUGCUCUGCGUGCUGAUGGCCAGCCUGCUUAGACGAAUUGCGCCCUUUGUGUUCGUCGAGGUUGGCCAUUAUCGCUACGAGCGCGUCUCCACGACUGUUACGCGGUUGCUUCCCAACACGCACCAAUCAUGGUUUGCGGUGCAAACGUUGGCCGUUGUCGCAGUCGAACACCCGUUGUGUCUCUACCUCUUCACACACUACACUGCGAAGGGAAACCUCUACGCCUUUGCAAUCUUCGGCCUUCCCGGUACCCUGAUGGGGCCCUUGCUUGCCCUCUGCGUCGGCAUUUUGAUUUUUGCGGGGUUGUUGGGGGUUCUCUUGGGAGUGGUUCUCCUACCCGCUAAGGGCUACAACCCUUUUCACGUGCACGCCGCAGGGGACCGUGCGCGGAGGUGGAUUCGUCUUAGCUCUUGGUUUCCUCUAACACUACUACUGAUGGUGCUCUUCUGCGUCGGCCGCCUCAUGCCAUGUGACGGAACGCAUGCGAACUACACUGCCACCUCUCCUCCGUACACGUGCGGCAGCGGUGCCCAAUGGUUCGCUGGCAUUUUUUCUUGGGUCUUGAUCGCCGUGUCGUUUGUCAGCCUCGACGUCGGUAUCGGCUAUCUUCGGCUGCUAGGUGGUAAGGACGUGCCGUACUACGCUCUGGAGACUCGUCUUGACGGCCUCUUCUGCGAGCUGUUGGUGUGGGCGCUGAAGGUGACGGCGGUGACGACGGUGCUGCUGGCAUCGGUGGCUCUCUACGUCAUUACGGUGGCUUUGUUCCUCGGUCUCUUUGUCUUUACGUUGCGCCAACACACCGCCACCUCUGAGGCGUUGGAGGAGGUCAUCCGGUGGACCAUGGCAGUGGUGGUGGUGACGUGUGUUAUGUCGUGCCUCAUGUCCAUCGGCUCCAUCCCGGCCUUGGUGCAAGGGCUUCUCAUCUUGCUAGCCUGGUUGAUCUCCGUAGGAUGUGCCGUCGCACUCUACCACCGCCGGUUUGGUUGGGAGCUCUUCGGCAGCGGCAGCGGCAUCACUGCAGACCUUAUCGUUGUGUAG
Molecule: messenger RNA, 1227 nt
Organism: Leishmania mexicana MHOM/GT/2001/U1103
Lineage: Eukaryota; Euglenozoa; Kinetoplastea; Trypanosomatida; Trypanosomatidae
Exons: 1
Coding region: 1-1227 (408 amino acids)
Source: RefSeq, a predicted model, not a curated record